Lonchura striata (white-rumped munia) is the source of this 2760-nucleotide messenger RNA. NCBI's taxonomy places the organism in Eukaryota, Metazoa, Chordata, Aves, Passeriformes, Estrildidae. The record is from RefSeq and is a predicted model, not a curated record.
AUGGCGGCAGGUUUGUCACCGAGGGGUGCCACCACCGUGCCACCCCCGAAGCUCCGUCACCGGCGGCAGGGCUGUCACCGAGGGGUGCCACCACCGUGCCACCCCCGAGGUUCGGGCACCGGCGGCAGGUUUGUCACCGAGGGGUGCCACCACCGUGCCACCCCCGAGGUUCGGGCACCGGCGGCAGGGCUGUCACCGAGGGGUGCCACCACCGUGCCACCCCCGAGGUUUCGGGCACCGGCGGCAGGUUUGUCACCGAGGGGUGCCACCGGCGGCAGGUUUGUCACCACCACCGUGCCAGCCCCGGGUGCCACCAGCCCUCCGGCGAGCAGCCCGGCGGUUGGCCCGCCGUGUCCCAGCGCCAACGGCGGGUGGCGGCGCGGGGACUGUCGCGAGGGCGGCCGCCACCGGGAGGCCGAUGUCCCCAUCGACGUGGAGACGGUGACGCCCAUGCCGGUGCCGCUGUACGACAACCAGAAGGCUCGGAGCGUGAUGAACGAGUGCGAGCGGCACGUCAUGUUCGCCCGCACCGACGCCGACGCGCCCCCGCCGCCCGACGACUGGGAGGAGCACGUCAACAGGACGGGCUGGACCAUGGCCCAGAACAAGCUGUUCAACAAGAUCCACAAAGCGCUGCAGUCGGACAGGCUGGCCCGCCUGGCCAACGAAGGGGCCUGCAACGAGCCGGUGCUGAGGAGGAUCGCCGUGGAUAAAUGUGCCCGCAGGGUGCGCCAGGCCCUGGCCAGCGUCAACUGGGACACCAAACUCAUCCAGUGGCUUCACACCACGCUGGUGGAGACCCUGAGCCUGCCCGUGCUGGCUGCAUACCUGGAUGCCCUGCAGACCCUGAAGGGAAAGAUCCCCACGCUGAUCGACAGGAUGCUGCUCUCCUCCACGGCCAAGACGGGAGCAGCGGGCGCUGAGGCGCUGUCCCUGCUGCUCAAGAGACCCUGGGACCCCGCAGUGGGUGUCCUGUCCCACAAUAAACCAAGCAAACUGCCCGGAUCCCCCCUGAUCCUCAUCGCUUCCUCCGGCCCCGCCAACUCCCUGUUCCCCACGUCCCGGCGGCACCGCUUCUGGCAGUCCCAGCUCUCCUGCCUGGGAAAGGUGAUCCCCAUCGCCACGUCCCUGCUGAACAACGGCAGCGGGGUGGGGGUGCUGCAGUGCCUGGAGCACAUGAUCGGCGCCGUCAGGGGCAAGGUGGCCGAGAUCCACAACCACUUCUCUCACAAGCAGAUCAUCCUGAUCGGCUGGAACACGGGUGCCUUGGUGGCCUGCCACGUUUCCGUGAUGGAAUAUGUCACUGCUGUCGUGUGCCUCGGCUUCCCCCUGCUCACCGUGGACGGCCCCAGAGGGGAUGUGGAUGACCCCCUCCUGGAGAUGAAGACCCCGGUGCUCUUCGUCAUCGGGCAGAACUCCCUGCAGUGCAACGUGGAAGCCAUGGAGGAUUUCCGGGAGAAGAUCCGGGCCGACAACAGCAUGGUGGUGGUGGGAGGAGCAGAUGACAACCUCAGGAUAAGCAAAGCCAAAAAGAAGUCAGAAGGGCUGACCCAGAGCAUGGUGGACAGGUGCAUCCAGGAUGAGAUUGCAGACUUCCUGACAGGGGUGCUGACGCGGGCCGAGAGCCACUCGGGCUCCGAGCCCCGCGACCUGGACGCCGAGAGGAAGAAGAAGCCCCGUGAGUGCAGCAGGAGGGAUCUGUCCUUCGAGCUGCCCGAGAGGAGCAGCAGACCCGCCUCCCCUGCAGCCAAAGUGCCAGCCUCGCCCUCAGGCUCCGAGGACCUGUCCAGCGUGUCCAGCAGCCCCACAUCCAGCCCCAAGACCAAGGUGGCCGCGCUGGCCCUGCCCAAGCCCAGCCAGGUGGGCCCCACGCAGCUGCAGAGGAGGCAGGUGCCGAGGCCAGACGCUGUCCUGACCCACAAGCAGGCACAAGUUGUCUCCGGGAAGCCGCUGCCCCUGGGCCAAGCCGUGUCCAGCACCAAGGAGCUCUCGGGGCUGCUCUCCACCCCCAAGCUGAGCUCAAGCGCCGAGGCCUCGCUGAGCCCGGCCCAGGCCGGGAUCCCCAGCAGCUCCAGCCCCAGCGCCUUCCACGCCCUGCAGAGCCGGCUGGUGGCCAGCAGUGGCCACGGCCUGCCUGCCCAGCCGGCCGCUGCCCUGCCAGGAGCAGCCUCUGCCAGCAGCCUGCUCCAGGGGCUGAGCUUCAGCCUGCAGGAUUUGGGCACCAAGGCCUCCAGCCUGGCCCCCAGCGCGGCGGCUGCCGGCUCACCUGUGCAGCUGCUGAGCAACGGCGGGCUGGCCAAGCUGGCCAGCAGCCUGCCCGGGCUGGCCCACAUCUCCAACCAGGCCGCAGGCCUGAAGGCCCCGGCCACCAUCACGGUGACCCUGCGGGGACAGCCCGGCCGCGUGGGCACCCUGAGCCAGGCGGGGCUGGGCACGGCACAGCCCCAGCUGGAGGAGCAGCCCCAGGGCCCUCAGUGACCGCCACGGAGCCCCCGUGCUGUGGGAGGCCAGGCUGGCAGCGCCGGCGGGCUGUGGCCGUGCUGAGGCUGCCCUGUGCCAGCCUGGGCACCCCGAGGUGGCACCUGCCCUGCAAGGCUCCUCCAGGACACUGCGGGGACACCCUGGGGACACUGCGGGGCUGGCCAGCAGCAGCCAGCCCGCCCCGGGGGCUGUGGGGACCCCCAGCAUUCCUGGAGGGAAGGAAAGGGGGGAUGUUCUUCUGCGUUUGUUGCUGUUUAAUAAAAACUUCCUUUUUUAAUG